Molecule: messenger RNA, 1178 nt
Organism: Tachysurus vachellii
Lineage: Eukaryota; Metazoa; Chordata; Actinopteri; Siluriformes; Bagridae
Product: aflatoxin B1 aldehyde reductase member 4-like
Exons: 7
Coding region: 35-1099 (354 amino acids)
Source: RefSeq, a predicted model, not a curated record
GACCUUUGCUCCCAGUUUCCGACAGGAUCUGACUAUGCUGAGCACAGCGAGAACAGUUGUGUGCGCGUUUCACAAGUUCACUUUCACACUCAGACUUUCACAGCACUUUCGCAGCAUGUCGUCGUGUCAAACCGCACGGAAAGUUCCAGCCUCGGUUUUGGGCUCCAUGACGUUCGGGGGGCGCGCGGACGCGGACACGAGCGCGAAGAUGGUGCAGGCGUUUGUGGAGCGCGGGCACGACGAGCUGGACAGCGCGUUCAUGUACAAUGACGGGAACGCGGAGACGAUCAUAGGGGCAAUGCGCGUGCCUCAGACUGUUCGAAUUGCCACCAAAGCGAACCCCUGGGACGGGAAGACGCUGAAGCCGGAGAGUGUUCGCUCUCAGCUGGAGACGUCGCUCAAGAGGCUGCGCACUCAAAGUGUCGAUAUCUUCUACCUGCACGCACCAGACCACGAGAACCCCAUCCAGGACACCCUGAGAUGCUGCAAUGAGCUGCACAAACAGGGAAAGUUUAAAGAGCUCGGCUUAUCGAACUACGCCGCGUGGGAAGUGGCUGAAAUCCACACCAUCUGCAAACACAACAGCUGGGUUCUUCCGACCGUCUACCAGGGAAUGUACAACGCUACCACGCGACAAGUGGAAACAGAACUGCUGCCGUGUCUGCGCUACUUCAACAUGCGCUUCUACGCCUACAAUCCCCUGGCAGGAGGCCUGCUUACAGGGAAAUAUCACUACGAGGAUAAAGACGGCGCUCAGCCUGCAGGACGCUUCUUUGGAAAUAACAGGGCUGCUGUGUACAGAGACAGGUUUUGGAAAGAGAGUCAUUUCCAGGCUAUAGACGUCGUCCUAAAGGCCCUGAGCGCCGCCUACGCUUCAGAGACGCCAAGCUUGACCUCGGCCGCCUUACGCUGGAUGUAUCAUCACUCUCAGCUCAGGGCCGAGCUUGGAGACGCCGUGAUCCUCGGCAUGUCCACCAUGGAGCAGCUCCAGGAGAAUCUGGCUGCAACUGAAGAAGGUCCUCUAAAGCAGGAAGUGGUGGAAGCCUUCAAGCGUGGCUGGGAUUUAGUGGUUCACGAGUGUCCUAACUACUUCCGCUAGACGUGUGAUCAGUGGUGGAAAGAGUACUAAAUAAAUCACAUUCAAGUAAAACAUUUUAAUAAAAUCUAAUCUUAUUAAA